CGACGAUUAAUUUAAACUCGAAGAUUUCUCUUUGACAUUCUAGUUCUCUAACGAACAUUAUUAAAUCAAAUAUUUUCUGUUGAUUAAAUACUCGUGUUUCUGUCGUUUCCUACCUACCUUCAAUGUUUAUUUUAUUAAUUAAUAACUAGCUAGAACUGUGACUUCACUUUCGUAGCAAAAAAAAUUGUUCGUUUAUUGUACUAACUUUUUCUUUUCAUGAUGUUAUUAGAUCAUUUCCUUAACUAUCAUUGCACGUGGUUUGAAAGGAUAUCAAUGUUGGUGAUCCUGCUGAACUGCGUCACGUUAGGCAUGUACCAGCCAUGCGUCGACGACCAGUGUGUAACAAAUAGAUGCAAAAUACUACAGGUUUUCGACGACAUAAUAUUUGCGUUUUUCACGUUGGAAAUGUCAAUCAAAAUGGUGGCGAUGGGCGUUUAUGGUCACGGGACAUAUUUAGCGGAUUCAUGGAACAGGCUGGAUUUUUUCAUUGUUAUGGCUGGCGCACUGGAAUAUGCUUUAAACGUGGAAAACAUAAAUCUAUCAGCAAUCAGGACGAUUCGAGUGCUAAGACCAUUGCGAGCCAUCAACAGGAUACCAAGUAUGCGUAUCUUGGUGAUGCUUCUAUUGGACACGUUACCCAUGUUAGGAAACGUUUUGCUGUUAUGUUUCUUCGUAUUCUUCAUAUUCGGUAUCGUGGGCGUACAACUAUGGGAAGGAAUUCUGAGACAACGAUGCGAAUUCGUCCCUCCACCAAAUGUAAUACGACCCAAUAUAUCAUUCUACUACGAGUUCUCAAAGGAGUUGGACUACAUUUGCACGACACCCGAAGACAAUGGCAUGCACACAUGCGGCAACUUCCCUCCAUAUAGAUACGGAGCUCUUGUGUGCAACGAGACUGCCAAGCCUUUCUCGUACAAUCGACCCACAAAUACGUCUUGUGUCAAUUGGAAUCAGUAUUACACUAACUGUACUCAAAGAGGAAAUAACCCCUUUCAGGGGACAAUUUCGUUCGACAACAUUGGUCUCGCCUGGGUCGCCAUUUUCUUGGUGAUUUCACUUGAGGGUUGGACGGACAUUAUGUAUUAUGUGCAAGACGCACAUAGUUUCUGGGAUUGGAUUUACUUCGUGUUGCUAAUUGUGAUCGGAUCGUUUUUCAUGAUCAACCUCUGCCUAGUCGUAAUAGCGACACAGUUCAGUGAGACGAAAAAACGCGAGAUGGAACGAAUGAGGGCCGAACGUGCCCGAUUCACGUCAACAUCAACGCUUGCGUCAUCAACGAACAACAGCGAGCCUGCUACAUGUUACGCUGAAAUUGUCAAAUACGUUGCACAUUUGUGGAGGCGAUUUAAAAGAAGAAUGGCAAAGAAGAUCAGGGUGUAUCGAUAUCAACGUGCUCAAUUGCGAUGGCGGACCAGCAGAGAAACGCUUCAGUUACCUGCGAAUAAACCAAAGCAGCAUCAUCCUUGCUGUCCACGAGUACAUCCUCAGGGUAAUGGGGGUAAGAGCGUGAGUGAGGAAGGUAGCGGCGGCACGGGGCCCGAGGAGCCUCUCAGCCGACCGAGCCUGUUGCGCGUGCCCUCAUUGUCAGCCGCCGACCUUGAGAAUGCAUCAAACCUGUCACUUCUGUCUCCACCAUCCCUGGCUCGUCGAAGGUCAUCAGUGAUGUUCAGCGACACUGUGUUACUUCAUACACCGACCGCCCCGCACGGAGCACAUCCACACAACGUUUGCUCGUCUGAAAAAAUGACCCAAACAGAAUUCGACCUGCCGACAGGCGACACGGCGGAGGAUCGCGCGGCUGCGGGCGGCACCAUGUCCUGUCAGGAACUACUGGCACUGUCCGGCGCCCUCUCUGCCGCCCUGCCUACUGGACAAGUGGCUCUGGAUUCCUUCUUUGAAGAACUCACUAAAGGUAUCAGCAAGAGAGCCGGUGAAGAGAAAAUUGAUACAAGGAUCGUGGAAAUAGACGACUUCUCGUGCUGCGCGGAACUGUUGGCGGCCGAGGCAGCUGCCAAGGAAACCCGCAAGAGUCGCAUCAGUAACAUAUGCUCCAAAUUCUGGAACAGAAUAUCUAAAGCGUUGUCUAUACUGAGAAAGAAGAUCAAAUUCAUUGCCGACCACAAAUACUUUCAACAGGGUAUAUUGUUGGCGAUCCUGAUCAAUACGCUAUCAAUGGGUAUUGAGUAUCACAAUCAACCGGAGGAGCUCACAGUGAUCGUAGAGAUCAGUAACAUUGUAUUCUCCGCAAUAUUCGCUGUGGAGAUGCUUCUAAAGAUUAUAGCUGAAGGUCCAUUCAAGUAUAUAUCCAACGGAUUCAACGUAUUCGACGGCAUUAUUGUUAUACUCAGUGCAUUUGAACUGGCACAUAGCGUUGGGCAAGAAAAAGACAUGGCUGGUAAUUCAGGACUUUCUGUCCUCCGUACAUUUCGUCUGUUGCGCAUACUAAAGCUAGUCCGGUUCAUGCCCAACCUGCGCCGGCAACUGUUCGUCAUGCUCCGCACCAUGGACAACGUCGCCGUCUUCUUCUCGCUACUAGUACUAUUUAUCUUCAUAUUCAGCAUCCUCGGUAUGAACCUCUUCGGGUGCAAAUUCUGCGAGAAAGACAAGCAUGGCGAUCAAGUGUGCGACAGAAAAAACUUUGAUACGCUCUUGUGGGCCUUUGUCACGGUGUUUCAGGUUUUAACACAGGAAGACUGGAAUGUCGUAUUAUUUAAUGGCAUGGAAAAGACGAGUCAUUGGGCAGCUUUAUAUUUUGUUGCCCUCAUGACAUUUGGAAACUAUGUGCUGUUUAACUUGUUAGUUGCUAUACUCGUCGAGGGGUUCAGCUCAGAGCGAAAUGAGAGAAGGGAACGCGAACAACGGGAGCUGGCAAAAUCAAAAUUGUCAAGCGAAUGUUUCUCAGACAAUAACGAUUUGCACUACGACGACUCGAAUUCGGGAUCGCAUUCCAGUGAAAGCUUUUCGCAGAAUGAAAUUAAGAACUAUUGGAGGUCAGCUGAUGAUGUACGAAAGGCCAAAGACGAUGUCAAUGGACACAAAGAAAAGGCAAUGAAAUCACGUCGUAAAACAAAGUCGUCCCACCAUCCGACACUUUGCAAGGACUGCGCCCAGUCCAAUAAGUGUAAUCUACAAAAGGAGUCAAAAAUGUUAGCAAGCAAUGCUGGCAUAACAGAAUCAUCAGCACUGCCGAUGAUUACACACACAGCUGCUACGCCACAAGAUUCGCCGUCUACUACGCUGGAACCUGGAGCUUCAUUCAGGGAUUUUAAUGUCGCUCUAAGUCUAGAAAGGUCUGCUAUGCUAUCCAGUUUGGACUCAAUAGACCGCACUUCAUGUACCAGCAUACCAGGGCUGCUGAAACCACCCAACAGUUACACAUUGACCCUGCACUCAGCUCAAGCUCAGCUUGGUGCAGAAAAGGCCCGCUUACCCCCACUGACGUUGGCCCCUCCCCCUCUCACUCUCGCUCCUCCUCCUCUAAGAUCAUCAUCACCUGCGCCGACGACCCCAAGUACGCCGAGGUCAAUGCCGUCUCCACUGUUACCAGAGAAAAACCUACAAAUUACAAUAGCAAAAGAUGAAAACUGUUUGAACACAAAUGAUAAAUCUAGUCUUCUGAGUUCACAAAAGAAUGUAAGUGUAGUUAGUAUGGCAAAUGGUGAAGACAAAUGUAGGGUUCAACGAGGCUAUAGCUGGCGGCUAUCAAGAUCAAGUCUAAGGAAAAAGCCGAAACAGAGGACAGGAUCUGAUUCCGAUGCUAUUAUCCUUAAUAACGGCAGGGAUCACGCAGUCUGCAACGGUUCGAACAUCCGCAAGAACGAGCUACUACUAUCGUCGUCAAUGGUGAUAAAGAACGACACUCAGUCAGAGCUGCCGAACAACAGGACGCGAACACCACUACAAGGACCACGGGUUCUGCCACAGCCUAUUCGACGAGUAUCUGCACAUAAUACACCUUUACUACCUGACGUUUCAUGGAAAGCUCCAGAAGCGGGGUUCUCAUCUGAUUCGACAGUUCGGCUAGACUCGGUGAAGGCUCCGCCGCACAGACUAUCACUCACUAAUGACUACUUGACAGGCAAGUUACGAGUGUCUGACUACGACUCAUUGGUAACAGUGACAUCGGUAUCAGAAGUGAAGGCGAGCAAUUUGGGACCCUCUUCACCCGUUGUACCGGUUACGCCAAGACCGGUGAGGGAACUACCAGCGUCCUCAAUACCAACACGGAUUAAUGUCCAGCCACUGCCUCUAAUGAAGCAGAUCAAUGAGGAAGUACGUAGCAGUAAAUUUAAGGUAGCCAUAAACAACGUGUGUAUGUUGUCAUCAAGGUUCGACAGACGACGGUACAGAUUCAAAGACCUUUUUCGCUUUAUGGAGCCGACGGGCUGUCUCAAAGAAAAAGAAUUUUACUCCCUGUACAUUUUUUCGCCCGAAAACAAAAUGCGCAGAUUCUGUACAUGGGUAGUAACGCGAGGUUGGUUUGACAACAUAGUGUUAUUGUUCAUUGCCCUGAACUGCAUCACGUUAGCAAUGGAGCGACCCAACAUUCCACCAGACUCUAAGGAGCGAGCGUUCCUAUCUAGUGCCAACUACGUAUUCACGGGAGUUUUCGCCGUAGAAAUGUUUAUCAAGGUAGUGGCAUCAGGAAUGUUUUACGGUCCGGACGCGUAUUUCACGUCUGGUUGGAACAUUAUGGAUGGAUCACUGGUCAUCAUAUCUAUCAUUGACUUGCUAAUGUCACUAGUAUCAGAAUCUAGUCCUCGAAUAUUUGGAAUUCUCAGGGUAUUUAGAUUACUAAGAUCACUAAGGCCACUCCGAGUUAUAAACAGAGCGCCAGGAUUGAAGUUAGUUGUACAAACACUUCUGUCUUCAUUGAGACCUAUCGGAAACAUUGUGCUCAUUUGUUGCACAUUCUUCAUAAUAUUUGGCAUUUUGGGAGUACAGCUUUUCAAAGGAGCAUUUUUCUACUGCGAGGGUGCGAACAUAAAGAAUGUAAAAAACAAGUCCGAUUGUUUGGCAAUAGAAGGCAAUGUUUGGGUGAACAGGAAAUACAACUUCGACGAUUUGGGCAAAGCGCUGAUGUCAUUGUUUGUACUGAGCUCUAGAGACGGAUGGGUGAACAUAAUGUACACCGGGCUUGACGCGGUUGGGGUUGAUCAACAGCCAAUAGUAAACUAUUCAGAAUGGCGGCUCCUAUACUUCAUUGCGUUCAUACUGUUAGUUGGAUUCUUCGUGCUGAACAUGUUCGUCGGAGUUGUAGUAGAGAAUUUCCAUAGAUGUCGCGAGGAACAAGAAAAGGAAGAGAGGGUUAGAAGAGCCGCCAAAAGAGCACUACAGAUGGAGAAAAAACGAAGAAAGAUGCACAUGCGACCAUAUUAUGCAGACUAUUCACAAACCCGAUUAUUCGUCCACAACGUAGUAACAUCUAAAUAUUUCGACCUGGCCAUAGCCGGUGUCAUCGGCUUAAAUGUCGUUACAAUGGCAAUAGAAUACUACAGAAUGCCGCCAGCUCUGCAAUAUGCACUUAAAAUAUUUAAUUACUUCUUCACUGCUGUGUUUAUUUUAGAAGCAAUUAUGAAACUUGUGGCUUUAGGUUUCAAAAUAUAUUUAAAAGACAAAUGGAAUCAACUAGACGUAAUCAUCGUCAUCCUAUCUAUAGUGGGUAUAGUUUUAGAAGAAUUAGAAACUAAUAUAAUUCCAAUAAAUCCGACUAUAAUGAGAGUAAUGAGGGUGUUGAGGAUAGCCAGGGUACUUAAGUUACUUAAGAUGGCGAAGGGGAUAAGAGCAUUGUUGGACACUGUGAUGCAGGCCUUACCGCAAGUUGGUAACUUGGGGCUUCUAUUCUUUCUUCUAUUUUUCAUAUUCGCUGCGCUUGGUGUUGAGCUCUUCGGAAGGUUGGAAUGUUCUGAUGAAAUUCCUUGUCAAGGGCUAGGAGAACAUGCCCACUUCGCCAACUUUGGCAUGGCCUUCCUAACAUUGUUCCGCGUGGCAACCGGAGACAACUGGAACGGUAUCAUGAAGGACACUUUAAGAGAAGAUUGCGAUAGUUCUGUCGACUGCGUCAGAAACUGUUGUGUGUCUACAAUCAUAGCACCAAUCUUCUUCGUGGUAUUCGUGCUAAUGGCACAGUUUGUACUCGUCAAUGUAGUUGUCGCUGUAUUGAUGAAACACCUAGAAGAAUCUCAUAAACAGAUGGAAGAUGAAAAUGACAUGGACGUAGAACUCGAGCGGGAGUUAGAACGGGAGGCAGAUGAUGAGGAAGACAGAGCUCUCUGCCGCGCUCUAGAACAAUGUAUGAGCCCACCACGGCCCCUAAACAAGGUACCAUCUCUCCCAGCAAACUUCACGUACAGCGAGCCCAAGCAACCAGCACCGUCCCCCGCACGUCGCCGGCGCACGCUGCACUCGCACACUGCUUUGUUACCGAUGGCACUACCACCGAGACGAGCGUCCUUAUCCCCUCACGCCUUCGGGCGACGCCGACAGGACUCGAGUUCCGAGCCACCCGCUGCGCUCUAUGAAGAAGAUGCUCGAUUCAUCGACGCAGACGAUGCCGACCAGUUAGAGCCCGGCAGCCCACCCCGGCGGGACUCCUUUGCUCAGAACAGGAGACAGCGUGUAGACAAAAGAAACUCCCUGCGUGGCGAAGAAACACGCUUGCUACGACCAGUAUUACUUGCCGUGCCAUCUACAAGGCAGAGUCUAAGACUGAGCGGGCCCAAAAGGAGAUUAUCUACUGAAUCAGCCGCAACGGAUGCCAGCAAUACGUCACGCUCCCAACAUCAACUUACGCCAGAGUCGGCUGACCAACCAAUCAGUGAGGAGGAGAAGAUAAGAAUAGUGAUAGCCGAGAGGCGAAAGAUGGACGCGACGAGACCAGAACCGGAUGAAGACGUGGAACUAGCAGAGCGAGGCUCCUAGUCCAGGCGGGGCCGGCCGCAGCAACACCAUGAAGUCUACAUCUAGAUAUCCUGUGUCUCUUCCUCGACUUCCUCUCGUCUAUAAGUGUUGAAUGCUCAAGGACAGUGAAUGCUUGAACUCGGUUGCACCAACAGUGUUUACAGUGACAAUUUUAUGAACUAAUCUUGACUUUGGUGCGUUUCAGUGUUGUGUUGCGUUGUCGAUAUUAACGAAAGAUGGAUAUUGCCUGUUCAGAACAGAACUUCUCCUACGUUUUCUUUCCCACAUCCGACCUAACCCUCACUUCACCAUUUGCGGCCGGUUCAAUUACUUCAUAAAGAGACUUUAAUAAAUUUAGUGUAAGGUGUAUAAAAGAUGUAGAUAGGAGUUAGAACUAGUCAAUUUGUUGUGGUGGGAUGUUUUCUACGAGAGCUAAAAUUUAAUUUGUAAUUUUAUUAUUAGUACGGUGCUUGCUGUUAAAGGUUAAUUCGUUAUUAUUAUUAAAUUCUAUAAGAUUUUCCAAAAUAAACCUCAACGAAAUAUUGGUUCGUAGACAAAUAGUUUCAGUUUAUCAUGAAGCCACAAACUUGUUUAAAGUUUUGUGUGCAAUUAAAUAUUAGACUUUACUUAAGAACGGGUUUCAAAUCAUUGAAUUUUUAGUGUUAUGACAAUUUAUGUAUUCAACGAUUUAAAAGCCUAUAAUAUUAUAAUUUCGAUGUGGGUACUUAGUCAUGAUUACUUCUAAAGUAUCUGUUAGCUAACGACUGUGUAGUCUUCUAGAGUAUUGUUACUAGCUAGAUCUUUGUCAAUCUAAUGUCUAAAGUGGAACCAAAAGUUGGUGAAUUGAAUGUAAUUCUCUUUAAAGAUGAAAGAUAAUAUUUUCUGAAUAUAAAUGAAUCCUAUUUUCUUACAGAGUCAUGUACGUAACUUAGACGUGUAACUGGCAAUACGCACAUAACAGUAGAGUCGACAUUAGGUAGAACAAAGUAGUAUGUGAGUAACGACAUUGAAAACUGAUCUGUUAACAUAAGCUAUGAACUACGAUAGUUUCAACUUAGAUCGUAUUAUUUAUUGAUAUUUUAAAUUUUAGUGCGAUGUAUCACUAGCCGUGCCAAAUCUACAAGACCUUUUAAAUUAAGCGAACAUUUUGUAAGAGUAUUUUAAUUGAGCAGUUGAUACCUGGAUGCUUGUCUUUCAAAACUUUUCCGCUUGUUUUAAUUACUUACUGUCUACUUUAGAAAACGCCGCAGAGCAAGACAAAGUAAGUUAAAGAACCGAAAAUAUCAAAGAAAGUUUAAUUUAAAGCACGAACUGCUGUUUAUUUUGAAACAUGUCUAUGUGGUUCUAGUUACUGUAAAACGUCGUACCUAGUUAGGGAAGUCAGCAAUAAAUUUUAUACUUCGACUGUGCCUUUCCUAUUUCUAUAAUGUAUUAGCUUGUGAAGUUAAAUGUGGGUAGUCUCUGAGAUUUAAUGUGUAUACUGUAGGAGUUGGAGUGUAGAUACAUUAAAUUAUGAUUCUUGUUGAGUCUUUAUUAAGUUUUCGUUAUAUGUCAUGUGAAGAGUUUUGUAAAUGUAAGACGUUCCCGAACAAAAUAAUGUUAACUUUAUGUCAUUCCGAAAACUAAAAACUAUUCUAUUUUGUACCUAUGAGAGCAGUACAACAAAUACUUUAUUGUGUAGCAUUUAGCUUAACGUUUUGUUGUGCCAUUUAUUCCCUGAAAAUAUCAAAACAUGUCCUUAUUAACAAUAUCUUUAAUAAUUACUUGAUUGCUUCUCUUUCCACAAGACGCUAUCUCUCAAUUACAUAAUGUCUUCCAUCUUUACUCAAUCUAUACCGGUAACUUACAAUGGUAUCGAUCGAACUUUUAUUCCUAGCUACAAUAGAGUUCUUGUAUAAAUAGACAUCGAGUGAUUUCAUGUUUAAUAUUAUUUAUAUUUUCAUGUUUAUGUAAAAGAAUUGAUUAAAAGGAAUUUAGUAAAGUUAAGAAUAGUAUUUUCGUGAUAAAAGUAAAUUUCGUGAUAAUGAUGAAUAAUUGUUUUUCGGUACUGAUCGUAUAAUAAUUUAAGUGGUAUGAACAAUGUUCAUAGUUGAGUACACCUGUUAUCUUAGCUGGUGAUCUGUCGAGUUAAGAAAGUUACGACAAUGUUAG
Messenger RNA from Spodoptera exigua (beet armyworm), 9051 nucleotides. The record is from the annotation of a GenBank genome assembly. NCBI's taxonomy places the organism in Eukaryota, Metazoa, Arthropoda, Insecta, Lepidoptera, Noctuidae.